Molecule: messenger RNA, 1080 nt
Organism: Trematosphaeria pertusa
Lineage: Eukaryota; Fungi; Ascomycota; Dothideomycetes; Pleosporales; Trematosphaeriaceae
Product: alpha/beta-hydrolase
Exons: 1
Coding region: 211-972 (253 amino acids)
Source: RefSeq, a predicted model, not a curated record
UUUUCGAUACUGACCAAAAGAGACGUGCAGAUCGGAAGAGAUCGGGCAAGGCAGCAUAGAACGGCGGUGUUUGACGCCGGCACCCCCGAUAUCCAACAUGUAUAUAAAGCGCACCGCUCAAGCCUAAGGAAGGUAUCCCUCGCCUUAGAAGACGAGCCCUCGCAUUCUCAAAACAACCUCUAAAACUCGUCCACCCGAGACAAAUCAACGAUGUCCCACUCCACCACAGCCUUCCUCUUCGUCCCCGGCGCCUGGUGCCCCUCCACCUACUACUCCAAAGUAGUCUCCCUCCUCACGGCGCAGGGCUACACCGCGUUCGCCUUCAACCUGCCCUCGUGCGGCAAAAAGGACACGGUCCCCACCUUCGCGGAUGACGUCACUCACAUCCGCUCGCACGCUACUUCCCUCCUCGACGCCGGCAAAGAUGUCGUCAUCGUCGGGAACUCGUACGGCGGCUUCGUCACGCUCGAAUCGUGCAAGGGGCUCGCGAAGAAAGACCGCGAGGCGGACGGCAAGACCGGUGGAACGCUGAAAGGUAUAAUACUCAUUGGAUCGUUCCUCGCCGAGGUAGGCAACACGAUGAAAGAGCUCACCGCGGGCCACGUGCCACUCCCGCCCGAUCUGUCCGACCCGUGGAUCGAGCCCGUGCCCGGCGACGCGGGUUACCGGUUCUUGUGCGGUUCGCUGCCGGAGGAAGAAGGCUUGAAGUGGGGUAAUAUGGUGCGCGCGCAGUGCGUGGCGCCGUUCGUGGAGCCCCUGACUUAUGCGGCGUACGAGGAGGUGCCGACGACGAUGGUUAUUGGGGGGAAGGAUGUGGCGCUGCCGCCGGAUGUGCAGCAUGAGAGUUUUAGGAAGGCGGAGGAGAGGGGGGCGAAGGGUCUGAGGAAGGUGGUGAUUGAGGGGGCGGAUCAUUGUGCUAUGUUGAAUAGUCCGGAGGAGGUUGCGCGGGUUUGUGUUGAGGCGGCAGAGUGAGGUUACUGGAGGGGAUCCUGAUGGGUUCGGACUUUUAGCAUGCCUAUGCUACCUCGCAUUGGAGGCCGCUCCAGUCACCUUGAAGAAAUGCAGUCAUAGUCCUCUAGC